CUUUGAAUUUCAUGUAAAUAAAAAAAUAUAUUUAAUAUUUAUAAACACUGCAUCAGGGGAUAUUUUGUGAAAUCUAAAUCACGGAAUUUUAAAAAUGGCUUCGGAUCCAUUAUUUGGAUGGGAUUUAACUUUUAAGACUGUUGAAAAAGAUAUUAAAAGAAAGUCUGAUAUAAUAGUCGCUUUUAUUCAUUGGAACUUAAUGAAAAGGGGUUUUCGGAGUAUUGGAAUUGGUGAUGAGCGAAAACUGUCUGGCAAUGAGGAAAAAAGUGAACUACUGCCAACGGGUUGGAAUGAUAAGGAUAACUACACUUUACGGUAUCUUUUUGAAGAGAAAUUGUAUAUUUUACAUGGAUUGAAUACUGAUGGAAAUCUUAUUGUUAAUCUAAUGAGGUCAGAAGAUUUGGCUGUAUCCAACAUAGCAUCAAACAUAGAAGACACAGUGAAGGAAACCAGUGGUUCAAUUGAGAAAAUGCUACCAAAUCACAAAGAUCUCAUGCAUAACAUCAAGAGAGACUUGAUUGAUUCAAUUACUGAUAGACUGACAAGUUCGGCACAAACUCAAACCAUUGGUAGAGAUAAUUCACGUAGCAAUAAUAGGGAUAAUCCAGUUAGAAUUCCACCUCAGCCCCGGCCUCAACCUGUUCCUGAAAAUCCCAACUUGUGGGAGCCACCUCCUUCAAACUUAAGGAAUAUUGGACGUUCUGAUCUAGAUCCAUUUGCAGCACCUGGUGGUGGAAUGCUCUUUAACCCAUUUGGUCCAGGCAGAGAUCUUGAAAACCCAGGACUCGGCAUUCCUGGUGGUCUACCACGGGGUGCGGUACCUCCUGGAGCGCGUUUCGACCCAUUUGGCCCUCCAGGUUUUGUUCCCCUACCUGGUCGACGACAACCACCACCAGACGCAGACCACCUCCCUCCCCCUGGUUUUAAUGAUAACAUGUUCUUGUAAUCCUUAAACCUCUGUAUCUUUAUGUAUUCAUCAAUAAAAUUAUGAUAUAUUA
Messenger RNA from Vanessa atalanta (red admiral), 998 nucleotides. It is a transcript of the gene PI31, whose product is annotated as proteasome inhibitor PI31 subunit. Gene Ontology annotation, biological process: proteasome-mediated ubiquitin-dependent protein catabolic process. The record is from RefSeq and is a predicted model, not a curated record. Bases 95 to 946 code for a protein of 283 amino acids. Gene Ontology annotation, molecular function: proteasome binding; endopeptidase inhibitor activity. The transcript is spliced from 7 exons. Lineage: Eukaryota; Metazoa; Arthropoda; Insecta; Lepidoptera; Nymphalidae.